Molecule: messenger RNA, 2464 nt
Organism: Selaginella moellendorffii
Lineage: Eukaryota; Viridiplantae; Streptophyta; Lycopodiopsida; Selaginellales; Selaginellaceae
Product: pentatricopeptide repeat-containing protein At1g51965, mitochondrial
Exons: 1
Coding region: 76-2088 (670 amino acids)
Molecular function (GO): protein binding
Source: RefSeq, a predicted model, not a curated record
AGAGAAGUGUCCUAGGUCUUCCUCGCGAGUUCUAGGCGAUGGCAAUGCGGCGAUGAGAGAUGGGCGCGAUCGAUCAUGGCGCUGCGAGCUCGAAUCAGGUACUACUGCUCCGUUCCAGGGAAGCCAGCGAGCAUCGGCAAGCCCGCAUCCUUCGAUUUGCCGCUGGUGGCGCGCAUGAAUCAUCCCAUCGACGCGGAGCCGGUGCCGGGCGAGGACUCCAUCACCGCCAUCCGGCAGCUCCUCAAGUGGCUCCACUGGGGUCCGGGCACCAUCGACGCGCUGGUGGACAUGAAGCACCAGUACAAGCUCCGCCUCACGCCCUUCGUGGUGGAGGGUGUUCUUCGCGCGCUCCACACCGACGUCCAGACGUGCUACGAGUUCUUCCUCUGGUCGGGCCGCCAGCCCGAGUGUGGAUUCGACGCUUACAGCUGCAGCCGCAUGGUCAUGAUCCUGGGCGCCGCUCGCGAGUACGACGUCCUCGAGAGAAUGCUGGCCGCGAUCCAAGACACUCCCUGCAGAUACCACGUCCUGGUAUCCAACGCCGUGAUCGCGGCUUACGGCCGGAGCUCCAGGAUCCACAAGGUGAUGGACGAGUUCCAGGAGCUGGACAAGCACGGAUCCAAGCCCAACGCCUACACUUACAAGUGCGUCAUCCAGUCGCUCGUCAAGGCCGGGAAUGUGGUGCUCGCCAUGGAUUUCCUGGACAAGAUGAUCAAGACCGGGCUGGAGCCCGACACUCUCCUCUACAACGUGGUGCUGGAUGGACUGGGCAAAGCCAACAUGAUCGACGAGGCUUGCAAGCUCUUCGCGAGCAUGAAAUCCAUGGGCUGCCCCGCGGAUGACUACACGUAUGCCAUCCUCAUCCGGAGCCUCGGGCGGUGCAAGCGCGACGAGGAGGCGACGCUGCUCUUCGACGAGAUGGAGGAGCGGGGAUGCACGCCCAGCGCUCCGGCCUACACCAACGUCAUCGACAUCUACUGCAAGGCCGGGAGGAUCGAGUCGGCCAUGGUGGUGCUCAAGAAGAUGCUGGACAAGAACUUGGCACCGGACGACUACACUCUCAACUCGCUCAUCACGGCCGUGAGCCGGACCGGGAGGGUCCGCGGCGUCUACCAGGUGAUCCGCGACUCGAAACACUUCGCCACCGCUGCCAGCAUGAAUGCUCUCAUCGCCAACUUGAGCCGGCGAGGGAACGUGAGCGAGGCGUGCAUGAUCUUCGCGGAGAUGAAGUCGGACGGGAUCGAGGCUGAUGCUAGCACGUACGCGCUGGUGCUGGACGCGCUCAGCCGGGGGCGUGAGAUCGACCGAGCGGUGGAGCUGUUUGGCGAGAUGGAGCAGCGCAAGAUCGCGAUGAAGAUCGAGAGCUGCAACUCGCUGCUGCUGGCGGUGGGACGAGCCGGGAAGACGGAGCUGGCUUGCGAGAUCUUCGAGCGGAUGAAGAAGAGUGGAGUGGCUGUCAACACCGUCUCCUUCAACGCCAUGCUCGACUGCUGCGGCAAGGCUGGGAAAGUUGGCCUGGCUUAUCAGUUCAUGGACGAGAUGGAGGCCCGCGGGAUCAAGCCGAACUCGAUCACUUUCAACACGCUCAUCAACUGCCUGGGACGAGCAAAGUACGCGUCCGAGGCGUACAAGGUGCUGCAAGAGAUGCGAAGCGCGGGGCUGACGCCGGACGUGUUCACGUACACUUGCAUGAUCGAGGCAUUCGCCAAGGCUGGAAACAUGGGCAAGGCGUUUGAGAUGUUUGGCGACAUGGAGAAGGCCGGGUGUAGUGCGAACGUUGUGACUUACAACCUGUUGAUCGACGCGCUGGUCAAGGCCGGGCGGUACCAGGACGCGCGAGACAUAUACUUCGACAUGAAGAAGAAGGGGAUACUUCCGGACGCCAUCACCGCCACUGUCUUGCAGCAGCUGGCUGGGAAGUGUAAGCUGUCGGGGAUUUCGCUCGACGAGAACGAGCAGCGGCCAUCGCCAUUGUCAGCGCCAUCGCCAUCGUCACCGGUUCUAGAGAAGAAGAGUUUGCAGCAGGAAGAAGAGGAGGAGGAGAAGAGCGCGAAUGAUAUCUACCGCAGUACGCUGUGGAGGUCAUGAGCAAGGAGAUUCGUGUCUUGGCAGAGCGUUCCAUUCAGCGUAAGUAACGAGUUCUUUCGCACUUGAUGUAUUGUCAGAGGAUUGCACAGCCAUCGCCAUGCGUACCAGAGGUGAGAAGCUCUCUCAGUGUUUUCUUUUUUCCAAGGUCGCUCUCUCUCUCGCAGCAAUUGACCACUGACUUGGACUGACCAGGCCAGGAAAGAGGAGCAUAAUUUUCGUUUGGAGCUAUUCCAAUCAAUGCGGGAGAUUUGUAGUAGAGAUUUGGAGAAAUUUGGAAGUUUCACUGGCACUUCUCAUGGGAGGAGUGGAGACGAGACUUCUUCGCGGCAACUUUGGUUGUGGUAUUAAGAAAUAUUUGUCCACGAUUGCCAUGUUC